Protobothrops mucrosquamatus (brown spotted pit viper) is the source of this 700-nucleotide messenger RNA. RefSeq names its product lymphocyte antigen 96 (gene LY96). Bases 11 to 502 code for a protein of 163 amino acids. NCBI's taxonomy places the organism in Eukaryota, Metazoa, Chordata, Lepidosauria, Squamata, Viperidae. The transcript is spliced from 5 exons. The record is from RefSeq and is a predicted model, not a curated record. Gene Ontology annotation, molecular function: Toll-like receptor 4 binding; lipopolysaccharide immune receptor activity; lipopolysaccharide binding. Gene Ontology annotation, cellular component: lipopolysaccharide receptor complex. Gene Ontology annotation, biological process: positive regulation of lipopolysaccharide-mediated signaling pathway; cellular response to lipopolysaccharide; detection of lipopolysaccharide.
UGCUGACAAGAUGGUGUUGAGAUAUCUACACAUUUUCCAACUUGUUAUCAUUCUUUUUGUUUAUGGUUUUACGGUGGCACUGGAAAAACAACUGCUUUGUACAUCCCAUGACAUUGAUAUUUUAUAUUCCUAUUGUGGCUCUGGGAGAGAUACAUUCUUCUUUUCAGUGGAGCCAUGUUUGUUACGGGAUCGUACAGAAUGGCAAGGUACUAUUUUCUGGAUUCCAAAGGCUGAUUUGACAGUUGUUGACGCACGCAUACAGUUGUGGAAUGGACCUUUAAAAGCCUUAAAAUGGGAGAGUACUGUUUGUCAUGGUGUGGAUGAUGACUAUUCAUAUUGUGGAACUCUGAAGGGAGAAACAAUCAAGACAACUGUGAAAAUCAGAGAUUCACAUUCACAAUAUCGGAAGCUUUUAAAGGGGGAAUACAUUGCAUCUCUUGAAGUAUUCACAGGUCUGAAGGAGUUGGUAACUUGUGUGAAUUAUACACUGAUUCUUAAGUAGGGUCUAUUUUGGUGAGGAGGCUUUGGGAAAUCACCUCACAGCAUCUGAUCUUUGAAAUUGUGGAAUUGUACCAUUGAUGUAAUUAGCUGAAAACAAAUGUAAGAUGAAGAGAAAUGUUCAUUAUAUAUGAGGCAACGUGAAGCUUUAAUAAAGUGUCUUGCUUGACAAAACUUCAAAACAACCAGUCUAUUAAAACUG